AGAGAGGAGUGAGAAGCAGUCACCAGUUAGAGCCAGAUUGACCGGGAGCCUGAAUCAGAGUUGAGGUCGGAGCUGAAGCAGCAGCAAAAGCAGCAGCCACUGAAGAAGUUGAGAAGAUGGUGGUUAUUUUGGUACUGCUCACCUCCUUCCUUUCUUUCCUGUACAUUAUAGCUCCAUCCAUCAGGAAGUUCUUUGCUGGUGGGGUAUGUAGGACAAAUGCACAGCUUCCUGGGAAGGUGGUAGUGAUCACUGGUGCCAAUACAGGCAUUGGCAAGGAGACGGCCAGAGAGCUCGCUCGCAGAGGAGCCCGAGUCUACAUUGCCUGCCGAGAUAUUCUAAAGGGGGAGUCUGCUGCCAGUGAAAUUCGAGCAGAUACAAAGAACUCCCAGGUGCUGGUACGGAAACUGGACCUAUCAGACACCAAAUCCAUCCGAGCCUUUGCUGAGGGCUUUCUGGCAGAGGAAGUACAGCUUCAUAUCCUGAUCAAUAAUGCAGGAGUGAUGCUGUGUUCAUAUUCCAAGACAGCUGAUGGCUUUGAGACCCACCUGGGAGUCAACCACCUGGGCCACUUCCUUCUCACCCACCUGCUCCUGGAGCGGCUGAAGGAGUCUGCUCCUGCACGGGUGGUGAACGUGUCUUCAGUGGCCCACCACGGUGGCAAGAUUCGCUUCCAUGACCUCCAGGGUGAGAAGCACUACAGCCGGGUUUUUGCCUAUUGCCACAGCAAACUGGCCAAUGUACUUUUUACUCGUGAGCUGGCCAGGAAGCUCCAAGGCACUGGGGUCACCACUUACGCAGUGCACCCGGGUAUCGUCCAUUCCGAGCUGAUGCGGCACUCCUUCCUCCUGUGCCUGUUCUGGAGGCUCUUCUCGCCAUUCAUCAAGUCAGCGCGGGAAGGGGCACAGACCAGCCUGCACUGCGCCCUGGCUGAAGGCCUGGAACCCUUGAGUGGCAAGUACUUCAGUGACUGCAAGAGGACUUGGGUGUCUCCAAAGGCCCGAAAUAACAAAACGGCUGAACGCUUGUGGAACGUCAGCUGUGAGCUUCUAGGAAUCCAGUGGGAGUAG
Molecule: messenger RNA, 1067 nt
Organism: Orycteropus afer afer
Lineage: Eukaryota; Metazoa; Chordata; Mammalia; Tubulidentata; Orycteropodidae
Gene: RDH12
Product: retinol dehydrogenase 12
Source: RefSeq, a predicted model, not a curated record